Molecule: messenger RNA, 1035 nt
Organism: Lathyrus oleraceus (garden pea)
Lineage: Eukaryota; Viridiplantae; Streptophyta; Magnoliopsida; Fabales; Fabaceae
Product: F-box/kelch-repeat protein At3g06240
Exons: 3
Coding region: 1-1035 (344 amino acids)
Molecular function (GO): protein binding
Source: RefSeq, a predicted model, not a curated record
AUGAUAAAAUCUACUGAGAAAUCUAAGAAGGUAUCUUCCCAAGAUGUCAACAAAGCUAUUUGGAAAUCCAAUUAUACUGAGGGGAAUAAGCACAAAGAUGAUAGGCUCAAAACCUGUGAAGGUGCAAGAACACAAGCUGGAUUAGUUUCUAGAGCUUCUAUGGAGAAAGUUAUGGAAGUCACCGAUGAUAAGGUGAGCAACUAUAUAAGUGACGAUAUUGCAUUAUCCAUUUUAUCAAAACUCCCUUUGAAAUCUUUGAAACGAUUUGAAUGUGUGCGUAAGUCAUGGUCUCUCUUAUCUGACAAUCCUAGUUUCAUGAGUUUGUAUCGCCACAAUUUCUUCUCCAAAUAUACUUAUAACGAUGAUACAUCUCUCAUCCUACAUCUUCAUGAUGACGAGAAAUUGUGUUCUCUUUCCGGUGAGAGUUUUGAGAAUAUGGUAGAGCUAGAAUUGCCACAACAAAUCGAUCACAUGAAAUUUCUUGGUUUUGGUUGUGCUAAUGGCAUACUUUGUUUUGAAGAACCUCUUAUAAACAAAAUUGUAUUAUGGAACCCAACUACCAAUGAAUUGAAGAUCAUUCCUCUAAGCCCUUUUGAGUCAUUUUCCCCACCUGCUACCCUUAAUUUUGAUGCUCCAGUUAGUUUUGUUACUUAUCUUAAUCUCAAUGGAUUUGGUUAUGACUAUGUUGCAGAUGAUUAUAAGUUGGUUCGUAAUACAACUAUUAUUUGUAAGUUCCACACUGUUUGGCCAUCUGAUAGAGAUUUAUUAUUAGGGCGAGAUGAAUCAUUAAAACCCUUUUGGGAGAUUUAUAGCUUAAAAACUAACUCAUGGAAGAAGUUAGAUAUUGAUAUGCCUAGUUGUGUUAAGUACAAUUCUGGCUUUGGGACUUUUCGAGUAUACCUUGACGGAGUGAAUUUGGUGUCAAGGAAUCAUGGUACAAACUCUUCACUGUUGGGCCGCUCCCUUGGUUUGAAAUUCCUAUCGGAGUGGGGAAAAAGGGUGAAAUAUUCUUCAGAAAAGAAGACUCUGAAUUAG